Pistacia vera is the source of this 696-nucleotide messenger RNA. Its product is annotated as pathogenesis-related protein STH-21-like. Gene Ontology annotation, biological process: abscisic acid-activated signaling pathway; defense response. The transcript is spliced from 2 exons. Gene Ontology annotation, cellular component: nucleus; cytoplasm. The coding region runs from base 95 to 580 and encodes 161 amino acids. NCBI's taxonomy places the organism in Eukaryota, Viridiplantae, Streptophyta, Magnoliopsida, Sapindales, Anacardiaceae. Gene Ontology annotation, molecular function: protein phosphatase inhibitor activity; abscisic acid binding; signaling receptor activity. The record is from RefSeq and is a predicted model, not a curated record.
GUGACCGGUAUACUUUAAAGAUAAAGCUAAAUUUUUCCCCAACUCUUAUCAAUCAUAGCACUCCUCUUGAUUGUCCCAAACCACAGAAUUCAACAUGGGUGAACCCAAAUCAAUAACUCAGUCAUUUGUAGCUCAGGUGACUCCUGCCAGGAUGUUCAAGGCCUUAAUCCUCGACUCCCAUAAUAUCUGCCCCAAGCUCAUGUUUUCAUCAAUCAAAAGCAUCGAAUAUAUCGAAGGUGACGGAGAGGUUGGCUCCAUCAAACAGAUCAAUUUCACUGAAGGAAGUUCAAUAGGAUAUAUGAAGCAUAGAAUAGACAUGCUUGAUAAGGAGAAUUAUAUGUGCAAAUAUACAUUUAUAGAUAGUGAUAUAUUGAUGGACAGGCUUGAAUAUAUAACAUAUGAGGUGAAGUUUGAAGGGCAUGGCCAUGGAGGGUGUGUCUGCAAGAUCACAAGCGAAUUCAAACCAAAAGAAGGUGUAGAGAUCAAGGACAUUGACAUUGAACUGGGGAAGGACAGAGCUAUUGGAAUGUAUGAAGUUGUAGAAGCUUACCUCAUAGCACACCAUCAUGAUUAUGCUUAAAAAGUUCAGUUCUGCAAUUUUUUUUCUGGAAUUUCCAUCUCUUGUGCAAGAUAUCAGGGUGAAUCUCUGGAUCAAUCUAUGUUAAUACAUUUAACACACUUUUUAUUUAUUUCGAU